Messenger RNA from Sclerotinia sclerotiorum 1980 UF-70, 543 nucleotides. RefSeq lists its product as hypothetical. Gene Ontology annotation, cellular component: mitochondrion. The transcript has 2 exons. The coding region runs from base 1 to 543 and encodes 180 amino acids. Gene Ontology annotation, molecular function: flavin adenine dinucleotide binding; flavin-dependent sulfhydryl oxidase activity. Lineage: Eukaryota; Fungi; Ascomycota; Leotiomycetes; Helotiales; Sclerotiniaceae. The record is from RefSeq and is a predicted model, not a curated record.
AUGGCAGACGAUACGCGGAACGAUUUAAACGACAAUGCUCCUAUCACAACCACUUCCAGUACUUCCGAAGCCCCUCCAAAAAAAUACCCAAAAGGCGUUAUAUUAGGAAAAGACGGGAAACCCUGCCGCUCCUGCAACUCCUUCGCCUCCUUCACCAGCACCACCAAGAACCUCUCAACCAACAUCCCCUCCACACCCCCCACAGACUGUCCCCCCUCAAUCGAAACCCUCGGCCGCGCCUCCUGGACAUUCCUACACACACUAUCCGCAUCGUAUCCCGCGAACCCCAGCGCAACCGACCGCACAAAUAUAAGCACGUUUAUGAAUCUCUUCUCGCAACUCUAUCCCUGUUGGACGUGCGCGUCUGAUUUUCAGGAAUACAUGGCUGUGAAUAAGGUGCGCACGGAGAGUCGAGAGGAGUUUGGGAGGUGGAUGUGUGAGGCGCAUAAUGAUGUUAAUAGGAAGUUGGGGAAGAGGGAGUUUGAUUGUGCGAGGUGGGAGGAGAGGUGGAGGACGGGAUGGAGGGAUGGUAGGUGUGGGUAG